AUGAAAAUUCUUAAAUUUCAGACAAUUGCUGCAUGGCGUAAAAUGAACUAUCAUGAGGAUCCUCAAUACAGUGCUUUCAAGCAGCUGCUAGAAGCUCCAGUUGCUGAUGCAGCAGCAAUUUUGCAAGAAAGAUUCCCGAUGCCACGUUACAUCAUGACCGAAUAUGAAGGCUCUCAGGUUUUGUGUUUGCUUAUCUAA
Molecule: messenger RNA, 198 nt
Organism: Gongylonema pulchrum
Lineage: Eukaryota; Metazoa; Nematoda; Chromadorea; Rhabditida; Gongylonematidae
Source: the annotation of a GenBank genome assembly